Molecule: messenger RNA, 714 nt
Organism: Thermochaetoides thermophila DSM 1495
Lineage: Eukaryota; Fungi; Ascomycota; Sordariomycetes; Sordariales; Chaetomiaceae
Product: putative cellulose binding protein
Exons: 3
Coding region: 1-714 (237 amino acids)
Source: RefSeq, a predicted model, not a curated record
AUGAAGCUCCUCGCUCCCCUUGCUCUCGUUGGUGCUGCCAGCGCGCACACUAUCUUUGUCUCCCUCGAGGUCAAUGGCGUCAACCACGGCGUCGGUAAUGGUGUGCGAGUUCCCUCUUACAACGGCCCGAUCGAGGAUGUGACCUCGAACUCUAUUGCCUGCAAUGGUCCACCGAACCCAACCACACCCACCGACAAGGUGAUCACCGUCCAGGCUGGUUCGGAGGUCACUGCCAUCUGGCGCUACAUGCUUAACAGUCAGGGCUCUGCUCCCAACGAUGUCAUGGACAGCAGCCACAAGGGUCCUACCAUGGCUUACCUGAAGAAGGUCAACAAUGCCACAACCGACUCUGGUGUUGGUGACGGCUGGUUCAAGAUUCAGGAAGACGGUUUUGAUGGCACCACCUGGGGCACUGAGCGCGUCAUCAAUGGCCAGGGUCGCCACAAGAUCAAAAUCCCCGAGUGCAUUGAGCCCGGCCAGUACCUUCUGCGUGCUGAGAUGCUUGCUCUUCAUGGCGCUAGCAACUACCCUGGUGCUCAAUUCUACAUGGAAUGUGCUCAACUGAACAUUGUUGGCGGUACUGGCACGAAGAAGCCCUCGACCGUGAGCUUCCCGGGUGCUUAUUCUGGCAACGACCCCGGUGUUAAGAUCAACAUCUGGUGGCCGCCCGUCACCAGCUACAAGGUCCCUGGUCCCCCGGUCUUCACCUGCUAA